Molecule: messenger RNA, 1342 nt
Organism: Emys orbicularis (European pond turtle)
Lineage: Eukaryota; Metazoa; Chordata; Testudines; Emydidae
Gene: HLF
Product: HLF transcription factor, PAR bZIP family member
Exons: 4
Coding region: 245-1126 (293 amino acids)
Biological process (GO): regulation of transcription by RNA polymerase II
Cellular component (GO): nucleus
Molecular function (GO): DNA-binding transcription factor activity, RNA polymerase II-specific; RNA polymerase II cis-regulatory region sequence-specific DNA binding
Source: RefSeq, a predicted model, not a curated record
GUCUGCACAUGGCCGCGCGAAUGAUCUGAGCGGUGUGGGGCUGGGCGGAGGCAUCAGCUGCCUAUUUUGUUGUGGUUGUCGGGUCGGUGUGUUGGAAAGGGGGCGAGCGCAGCCGAGGCUGGGGUAGCUCCGGCCAGGACUGAGCGAACGAGCUGUGACUUCCCCCCCCUUGGCUCCAGCUUCGCUGAGGAUUUCUAGAGAUUGUUUUUUUAUUAUUAUUAUUUUAUUUUAAGCGAUAGAGAAAAUGUCUCGACCUCUCCCUUUGAACCCAACUUUCCUACCUCCGACUUACGGGGUGCUGAAAUCCCUGCUGGAAAACCCUCUCAAGCUGCCGCUAAAUCACGAAGACGCAUUUGGUAAAGAAAAAGACAAAGAAAAGAAGCUAGAUGAUGACAGCACCAGCGCAUCAGUCCCCCAGUCAGCUUUCUUGGGGCCAACGUUAUGGGACAAGACGCUGCCAUAUGAUGGAGACACUUUCCAGUUGGAAUACAUGGACCUGGAAGAAUUCCUCUCGGAAAAUGGAAUUCCGCCCAGCCCAGCCCAACAUGACCACAGUCCACACCAGCCAAAUCUCCAGCAAGCUACCUCAGCAGCACCCUCUGUCAUGGACCUCAGCAGCAGGGCAUCUACAUCAAUCCAUCCGGGCAUGGUGUCUCAAAAUUGCAUGCAGAGCCCAGUCAGACCAGGUCAGAUCUUGCCAACAAAUCGUAACACGCCAAGUCCCAUCGACCCUGAGACAAUCCAAGUUCCCGUGGGUUAUGAACCUGACCCCGCAGAUCUUGCGCUCUCCAGCAUUCCUGGCCAGGAGAUGUUUGACCCUCGUAAACGCAAGUUCUCUGAGGAAGAGCUCAAACCACAGCCGAUGAUUAAAAAAGCCCGUAAAGUCUUCAUUCCAGAAGAUCUGAAGCAGGAUGACAAAUACUGGGCAAGACGUAGAAAGAACAAUAUGGCUGCCAAGCGAUCGAGAGACGCCCGGAGGCUGAAGGAAAACCAGAUUGCCAUCCGCGCCUCUUUCCUGGAGAAAGAGAACUCAGCCCUCCGCCAAGAAGUGGCUGACUUACGGAAAGAGCUGGGCAAAUGCAAGAACGUGCUGGCGAAGUAUGAAGCUCGGCACGGGCCCCUGUAAAUGGCGAUUUUUAUUCCUUCUUUUUUGUUGUGGGUUGGCAUUUUAAUAGAUGGACAAUGUGUUUCCUGUUUGAUAGCACCACACCCAAACCAACCUGUCUGUCAUCAGCACUUUACCAGAAGCAGAAACAAAACUGACUUACUAUUAUUAUUUUUCAUUUGUGUAUGCGUGUGUGUGCACAUCUCAGCACUUCCCGUUUUUAUGAAACCCUCUUCA